UUUCAUACGAACGCCAAAACGUACUCAAAUGGCAACACGUUAUAUAUGUUUAAUCGCGCGCGCUACUCGCGCGGACAUAUCAAGUCAAGCGUGGGCAGAGCCAAGCAAGAGCCAAGAGUUGAGUUGUGAGCGCACAUUCGAAAGGUCCUCUAGUUACGUCUACAAGAACCUCGUGUUUAUGUUUGCGGAACACUUUGAAACAACCGUUCUUGUUUAUCACUUCGUAUCCCUCAUCAAUGUGCACAAAAAUAUAAGCAACGAAAACAAAACCGAGUAUAGUAUAUUUGAAUUUUGAAGAGCACGUCAUCUGGCUGGUUCUGCAGUUACGCUGUACCGCAGCGCUCAUUGAAACAAGACCUUAUAGAGCAGCUCGAUCUCUUCCGAAAAUUAAGGCUAUGUCUUAAUUGUAUAAAGCGUUUCAAAUUAAGACAUUGCCUUAAUUUUAAACAUAACCCCAACCCCCCACCCUAACCUCUAACCCCUAACCCCCUAACCCCUAACCGCUAACCCUAAUCCUAGUCUUAGAGAAAACAGUUGCGGUUCAAACACAAGAUUUCCUGAAUUCAAAUAACCUUUAUCCUUCUUUCCAAUCAGCUUAUCGAAAAUUCCAUUCUACAGAGACAGCGUUACUGAAAGUAACUAAUGACAUCUUAAGAACCCUUGACAAUCACCAGGAUGUCAUUCUUGUAAUGCUGGAUCUAUCGUCAGCUUUCGAUACCUUAGAUCACGAUAUAUUAUUGGCAAGACUUGAAUCAUAUUUUGGAUUUUCGGAUACAGUAAUAAAAUGGUUUAAAUCAUAUCUCACUGGACGUUCGCAAUCUGUUGUAAUUGGCGAUGUUGUGUCCACAUUAAGACAUCUUGAAUAUGACGUACCACAGGGUUCAGUAUUAGGCCCCUUGCUAUUUACACUCUACAUAGCUCCACUUGAAGACGUCAUAUCGAAAUACGACCUGGACUUCAUGUUUUAUGCUGAUGAUUCCAAUCUGUAUGUCGCUAUAAAUCCUAAUAAUCCAUUGACGUCCUAUGAGACGCUUAGCGAUUGUAUAAAUGAAGUUAUCUUGUGGAAUACCGGAAAUAUGCUACUUUGUAACCCUGGAAAAACUGAAGUUCUUCAUCUCUCGUCUCGGUUUAAAAAGCAUCAAAAUCUACAAGCCAAUUUCUCAUUUGCCAACACUAUUGUCCAAGUGUCUGAUAAAGUAGUCAACUUAGGAACUGUACUUGACAAGAACAUGACUUUAUCCAGCCAUAUAAAUGAGAUGUGUAAGAAAACCAUUCUAAACAUAAAAUCAAUUGGCCGGAUAAGAAAAUAUCUGUCUAAAGAAGACCUAAAACGACUUGUAAACGCACUGGUAAUUUCUCGUCUUGACUAUGCAAAUAGUAUAUUGUAUGGACUCUCCAAGUACGAGCUGGACAAAUUGCAACGAGUCCAGAAUGCAGCAGCCCGGUUAAUUACAGGGAAAAAGAAAUCUGAUCAUAUAACACCCGUACUGAAACAAUUACAUUGGUUACCGAUUAAAUAUCGAAUAAAUUUUAAAAUAAUUCUCCUAGUUUACAAGUCACUACAUAACUUGGCUCCAGAUUAUCUUCACAAAAUUAUUGAAGAAAGAUGUCCUACACGUACACUUUGAUCCUCCCGAUGUUCACUGCUUUGCACUCCAAAGAUAUACACCACGACAUAUGGAAAGCGUGCUUUUUCUCAUGCUGCCCCGGAACUUUGGAACUCUUUACCAGAAUACAUUAAAUCCGCCGAGUGAGUCUAUUUUAGAAUUUAAAUCUUCCUUGAAGACUUAUUUGUUUAAGGAGGCAUAUGCUUGCUAACAUUAUAGCUAAUAUAUCAUAUAUUAAAAUACUUUGUUCCACUAAAUCUAUUUUAUCUGUAAUAUAAGUUUAAAUUUUAACAAAUAUAUAAUGUAAAUAUAAACUAUUUCAGUAAAUUUAAAUAGUUUUAAGCCACUGUAAGCGCAUUGAGAUUUUUAAAUGCGCAUAAGAACAUUAUUAUUAUUAUUAUUAUUAAUCCAAUCCAAAUCUUUCAAAAGUUAUACAAUUAAGACAUAGCCUUAAUUUUGAGAAGAGAUCAUGUUGUAUAGAGCUAUAUCGUACCCAGAGCCCUAUUUAACGCGCGGUCGAAUGAGCAUAAACGUAGUCUUUCAAAACAUGGUUUGGAAACCUCGCUAAAGUUUUUGUUCGCGUUUAUGCAGUUUUGUGCACGGUCAAAGAACACAUUGUAUUUCAGUAUAAUGAACGAAUCAUCCAAUAGCAACGUUUCAGUUCAGUCAUUCAAGUUGAUUCAACCAUGCUAUUUAAAUAGUACAUAAACCCAAAACAAAGGAUAUGCACGGUGUAAGGUACGGCUCAACAUAACUAAAUCCCAGCUCAUUAUAACCGCUUUGGCCUUUGAAGUUUAAUGAGUUUCAGACCAUGUCUCGAAAGACCAUGCUGGAACGCUUUCCUGGGUACGAUGUUGGUUGUUGGAACGCUAAGGGGGUGGGAUAUUAGUCACGUACGCCGUUCUUAUAACAUGUUAUGUAUAUCAGUGUGUCAGUUUAACCAUGUGGAGCCUCCCCAGAGGAUUGCAGGCUCAGGGUUUGAGAUUGUAGUUUGCAGCCCAUUCUCGUACCCAGAGCCCUUCUUACGCGCGGUGCGGCGAGGGGCUCUGGCCAAAUCCAUAACCGGAUACCAUAAAAACAUGGUAAGAAAACAAUAUCCGGUGUUAGAACUAGCCAAUCAGAUGCCAGUUCGGAAUAUGGAUUUGGCCAGAGCCCCUCGUCGCACCGCGCGUAAGAAGGGCUCUGGGUUCGAGAAUGUUUGCAGCCAAACUUGAAGGCCGGUCCCAGUCUUUUCACGCAUGCGAAGAGCGCGGCCAAUCCUUCAACACGACUGAUGUAUUCUUGAAAACCGUCUUAAAAUUUACAUUAAUGCAUCAUCAUUAUAACAUUUACGUCUAUUAAUGCAUAUAUUCAGGUUAAACUUCCUAGUAGACUUUACGUUUUAAUUAAUAGAUUUUCUCAUUUUUCUCAAUAAUUGUUUAUUGAAAGAGCAUGCUCGCAAAAAAUAGGCAGUUUAUUAAAAAGGGAAAAGCCCUGGGAACGAGGUUGGUUUAUUCCAAGGUAACGUUUAGUAAUUGUUCAGUAAUAUUACGUAAUUUUGACUACAAAUUCGUAAAGCUCUGUGGAGGAGAGGGUCACUGGCAUAAACACGAAGAUAUUCACGGAGAGAAGUUAUCUGGCAGCCGCGAAGCCCUGGCUCUAUUCUAGAUCUUCCGACAGUCACUCUUCGCUUGCUCCUGGUCAGUGAAUUUCUAACGGUCGUUUAAUAAUUGCUAAAAAGGAUUACGAGACUACGCGAGGGACUGAAAGAUUGUUGCUUGUUUUCAAGAUCGUGAAAAAGUGAAAGAAUAAACAUCCGGGCAUUUAUAACAAACCUCAAACUCACCCUAAACCUUUCCACCUUAUCCAACCCUACCCAACCUACCCCCACCAACCCCCACCCUGAAAACGAACUUUAAUUAAAUUUGAGCGCGGAUUUUGGAUCAGGAGUCUGGGUACCACAUGCAUUUAAUUAUUUAAUUGCAAUUUGCAAAGAAUUGUGGGUAAUUCCUAUUGGCCUCGUGAGAAUUUAUACUGAGAAACGAAAAGCUUCGCCUCGAAUUUUUAAUAAAAUUUUCUUCGUAUUUUCAGUCUUUUUAUAUACUUUUUCCAAUCAUGAGCGACAGAGGAGAGAGGUCAGGUUCAGAGGAGAGGGUAAGUUUGUAAUAUUUGAUUGAAAUCGCUGUAAAUAAAGUGAAUAUAGAUUGCUGUUUAAUGGACGCCAAACUGCCACAGAUUUAUAUGGGUUAAAGUAUACCGAUCUUUCUCUCAUCAAGAAAGGUUUUUCGCUUCAAUUUUCUCUCGUGUGACAUAGGUAAAGUUGUGUAUUUGCUUGUGAGGGUUCAUAUUUGUAGUAGCGUGGAAGAAUACUUUUGUGGAAAAUGUAUUUUCAAUAGCAUCUAGCGAAUAGGGUCGAAUAGCCGAGUACAUCAUUGUUGCUACGACGGGUGUUCCCGGUUUGUCAGUUCCUACAUUCUCCCGCCUAAAAUCAAACUAUUGGCAAUAUAUACAUCGAUACAUUUAAAAUUGAAAAUUUCUAAAACAUGGUUGCAUUUGGAUUUGUGGUCGUUUUGUAAAUUUUACAAAUUGAACGUGGAAUAUUAAAUUUAUACCAAAAUCUGUUGCACACUUCCAUACUCGAGGCAAUACUGUAUUGGCUCAUUUACACCAAUUGUCAUUCUGACCUAUGCAUGCACUGACUGCUGACAACCUAUUCCUGUCCAUCGUGUCGAUGGCGAAAUUUGAAAUGAGACAUCUUUAGGCCAUAAAAAUAUAAGUAUUAGGAGGGGUAUAUUGGGGGGUAUUCAAUACUGUAACAUCGCAAGCAAAUUUUGUCAAUAACCACAGUUUUUGAGUCCAAAAUUGCAAAUACUGUGUACCGCAAGAUUUCCAAUAUCGUAAUACAAACAUCUGUCUGAAUAUAAUCACAAGAUGCGCAUCUAAAGAUGCACAGGUGAGUAUAUAAAACAUUGUUGGGAAAACCAUUGACUUACAUUGAAAGGGAGUCUGUAGUCUGUAUUUUCUGCAAGUUCUAUAAAAUGUCAUACAUAAUCUGCAAAGAUUGACCUUUUGUGGCAGGUACCAUUUAAAAUUGCAUUUUUAUACACCAAAAAAUAUGUUCUAUUCAAAAUUGCUUAAAGACCAUGUAAAGUCCGUAAUGUAAACAAACGCUUUGUUUACAUUUUGAACUCAGUGCUACAGUUGUAAAAUAUGAUUAGAUAUAUAUUAUAGUGAAUUUUUAACACUCUUCUGGUUCGCUAUGCUUGUAAAUGAAUACAGACUAGAGAUUCAAUUCAAGAAAGUUCAAAAGAUACGAAAUAUUAAUAACAUUCCAACGGUCGGGUCCCGACCAUUGGAAUGUAAGCCUGCGCAGAACGUAUGCGCAGAACGGACUUUACAUGGUCUUUAAUAAUAAUGAAAACAACCCGGCAUUACUUUUCAAAUAUUUUUGGACUGUAUUCUAAUAGAGGGGGACAUUGGGAUUUACGGUAUGGUGGUAUUAGCUUAUUUUUCUUACGGUAUUUUCCUUGAAAAAUUGCAAAAUACUCUGUAUCUGAAUCUUUGAGCAAAUAAAGAAAUUUUAUAAAUAAUGAAAAUUUGUGUCCUAGACUUUGAACUAGGGUCUGAAAUUUAUAUUUUUUCUCAGUAUCCAACUGGGAUACCAGGAUUCAAAGAUUAGUAUCCCCCCUGAGAAUCCAGUAUCCCACUUCUGGAUACUGGUGACUGGUACCAUAAGUAUUAUAUCCUGUCCCAUCCAAAUAGGUCGUUCCAGAAAAGAUCCAUACCCCCCCCCCCACGGAGGAAAUUUUUGCUGUCUGAAGAAAGAGGGAGGGAAAAUGUCUUAGGAUGUCCGAAGGGGAGGGGAGAGGAAAUACGCAUAUUAAUUUGUCCGAAGGUUUGGGACUGUGAUAAAGCUAUGUGAUCAGCGAUUAUAAUGAGCACACAAUUUUUAUCGGCUAUAGCUCUUAAAAAACGGAGCGUUUAUGUAACAGCAAUAUUUAUAUGUCCACGUAACUCGUAAGCAAAAUAAGUGGCCCACUUUUGCAUGCAUGGCCACCAAAAACUAACUCACUGUAACAUCGUAUCCUGCAUGUUGAGAAUGAGUCGGAAAUUGACACGUUUUAUUUAUAUAAAAGUAAAGUUUUGCAGUUUUCGUUCAUAUAUUAAGCUUGAAUUAUUCAAGUGUUAAAAAUAAUAGUUAUAUUAAACUGUUGCUCAAAUUAAGGUUACAUUAUAUGAUGAAAACACUGAUUUCAUCAUUUUUUACAUUUUUAUUGAUUUAUAUUCAGGGGCUGGAGAUCUCUCCUUUGCCGCAAGUUUUUUUCCAAAAUAUUAAAAUGCGUCCGAAAUAUAACAAAAAAUGCUAUAACCACUUAUUCUUUUGCCAUGAAAGUUGUAAUUGUAAUUGACAAUAUGUGGCUUGAUGUGAUACUCCAUACCGGAUGUGUGACCUUCAACCGCGCUUGUGUUUUCAUGGUGCACGACAGGUCUUCUAUUGUUUACAAUACACACUACUUCUUCUUUUAUUGUUUACAAUACACACUACUAUGUACAAUUAAAAUCAGCUUCAAUCUCGCAGAUUAUGGUGUAAAAACAGGAUAUUGUCAGCUUUAUGCGGAGCUAGUCUGCUGCGUUUUUCAGUGGAAAAGGUUUGUCAUGGUGAACUGUUUGCAUGUUUUUCCUCCACUGAUGAUUACGAUUCGAGAGCUUUUUUCCUGGUAAACUUUACAGUUUACACAAUGCUUUUGUGUUGUCAUCUUCCAAAAUAUCAAACAAUUUUCCCCAAUGCAUUUUAUUUCAAAUAUCAGUAUUCGUUUAAGCCAAUCAGAAAACACAAUGUGGUAUGACUCAACGCAUAGGUGUUUCAACUGUUUUUAAUGACUUCCUCAAAGACGCAGGUUUUGAGACAAAAGACUCAGGUUUUGCAACAAAAUGUGAAAAUAUAUUCGCUUGUAUUCAGUAUUUUAGGCAUGUGCUUGGCAGCUGCAGAAAAAGUCUUAUGGCCGAUUAUCAGAUGAUAAUCGGCUGAUUAACCGAUCAUUUAAAAAAUGGCCGAUUAAUCGGCUUUACCGAUUAUUUACCGAUUAAUUGGCUCAUCCCUAAUGUAAUAUACCCUUUAUAUUUGGUAUUGUAAAAUAUUUUUAAAAAAAAUAAUGCCUAAAUACGCACUGACUUGUUUACUGUGUCACUUCACUUUCGUCGAUUUUCAGGCCAUUUUGUUGAACCCGGCCUAUAUUGUAUAUCAUCUAAUAUUACCCUUUACUAAGUAUACAAAGAUGGGCUGCUGUGCCGCUGGGCAAACUUACAAGGGCAAGACCUAAAUUUCAACACAACUCGCCGAUAAAAUAUUGCCAAACGCUUCUAAAGCUGUGGCUAUACAUAUCUAUGUUUAUUCAAUCUUCAUUAGCUACAGUAACGAUUUAUCAUUAUGCAUGCAAAACUUGAAGGGGAAAACUUGAAAAUUGAGCGCGCGGUGAGCAUUUUGGUGAAAUGGGUUUCCAUCAUGUGGAGUAACCUUAAGAGACUGCUAUGUGAACUGAACUCAAAAUAAUGUGUUUUAGUAUAGUCAAUAAAGCUUCCUUGCGAGGUGUGUGUCUAGAAAAUAGAAAUGGCUGUCAUAUUAAGGGCGAGGUUCAGGCUUUUAGCCAGGGUCCUAAAAGAGGGCAUCUAAUUUUGGUACAAUGAUACAUCUACAAUAAGGGGGGGGGGGGUUCGAGAAAACGUUCCUCUGGAAAACCUUUGAAGUUUACGUGACUUCAUGUCAGUAUCUGUUCCAAGCUCGUUCGAAAUUUUUCAAACACACUUGGCUUUGUGAGUUUGUGCCGCUAUGCUUCUUUACUUAACUACGACAUUUCAUUCAGCCAGGUACACCAUCAAAUUGAUCAAAAUGUCAAAUGUAUAAAAAUAAUGAGAAUUGAAGCUAUUUCGUUUCAGAUAUAUUAAUUUUAAUAUUCUUAGGAAAUCAUUGAAAAUAAUUUCUCUUUUCCCCAGAAUUUGGGCGUCCAAAGGCGCCCAUUUUUUGUUUUAGGGGCGUCCCUGGACGCCCUUCUGGCUAAAAGCCUGGCGAGGUUAAGGAAUGCAGUAAUACUAAAAAAUGCAUUAACAUGUCAAUAAACACAGCAACGCUUGUCAAUCAGUUGCAAGUUACAUUGAAUUUCAGUCCGAAUUUUACUUGAUGGAAUUUCGUGUGAAUGUGUGUUAAUUAUCCGACAAAACCUGCCACAUCUUUCGACGACGUACGUCCCAUCCAAUUAGCCUUUCUCACGCCGCCAUUUUUGGGGUACUGUAAUUUUUUUGUAAACGAUUAUAACAAUGUGAAAAGCAAUAUUUCAGAGCAAACUAACUAUUUACAGAUAGACCAUGGGCAGGUUGGAAAACUUGUAUCAAAUUCCCUACGCGUAGCUGCGAGAGUAUAAAAUUGAUCAGCUGCGAGUGAACCAAUAGUCAGAUGCGAGCUGCGAGUGACUUACAAUCCGAAACAAGCUGCGAUCGUUCUCAAGUCAAGCCAAAUGGCCCAAAUCCGAUUAGGCUUUUGUUUAAAUUAAAUAUGCAUUUUAUUAAACUUAAGAGUAGAACUGUAGUCGGUAGAAAAAAUUCGGUAUGUGGUACGUCCGCUGAUGGUCCAUAUCAAGCCUACGAGUUUGGUUUUACCAUACAGGAAGAGACGGGACGACAUAGAAUUCCCGAGGAAUUGCGGUUUUUCCAGGCAGUAAUUUGGGAUGCAACUCAUCUGUUGAAUUUAGCAGCAACUGACAUAAAAGAAGGAAAGUUUGGAGAAAGUCAACAAUUCUUUACCAAUUUUAUCAAGAGAGCAAAUGAGUUCAAUCACAUGAUGGGAACAGGAAAAGGCUUCGCGCAACUUGAACUGAGUGGAAAAAAACAGUUCAAAACGAGUAUCUGUUAUUGUCUUGUUUGCCGCUCAACGUUUCUUAAGCUCUGCAGUUGGCCAAUGGAAAUCAAUGGAAAAAGCAUUCCCAGUCCUAAGAAAAUCAUUUCAAGCUACUCAUUAUAAUGCAGAUGAAGACUUCCCAUUACAGUACAGGAUGUUCGGACAAAAUUUUGUCGUGGAUCUACUUGGCUUGUUAGACAUCACAACACCGUUAUGCGAGUUAAUGGUGUUGUCGCAAAGUGUGGACUUUCUUCAUUGGAAAAUUGUAUUCUGGGGUCAACGAAUGAUUUCCUGAAUGGGGACAAUGGUAGAUAAUCUAACCUGUACACCACGGUACAAGAAACAUCUACUAUUGUUCCCAGUAAACUGCGAAACGAUCGUUUUUUUAGGCGCUUUGUCAGUGACAGUUUUGUCAAUUACGAAGGACAUGUUUGUGUACCUCGUGAUCACAAUUCGUUGCAAGCGUCAUGUGAAAAACUGCAAGUUUCAGUUUGACAGUUACAUGAGUUUCUAAUUUUAUUGUCCAAUCAGAUGCGUAGUUUUGAAUUUUAAAUCAAAACUACGCACCUGAUUGGACAAUAAAAUUAGAAACCAUUUAACUGUCAGAACUGUCAAACUGAAACUUGCAGUUUUUCACACGCCGCUUGCAACGAAUUGUGAUCACGAGGUACACAAACAUGUCCUUCGUAAUUGACAAAACUGUCACUGACAAAGCGCCUAAAAAAACGGUCGUUUCGCAGUUUACUGGGAACAAUAGUACAAGACCUUAAGAACUAUAUUUGUUUGAAGAAGUUCAGCUUUUCGAGGGAUGGCAUUUGCUGAGCAAUGAUAGGAUGGUGCAUCCGGAUUAUGGCGAAGAAGCAAUGUAUACCUGGAUUGAAAGAUCAUUAGAACAGUCGAUGAAGGAAUUGAAAAAGUUUGCUAUAGAUUUAAAAGCUUCGUCACAAACAGAUUAG
Paramuricea clavata is the source of this 9431-nucleotide messenger RNA. NCBI's taxonomy places the organism in Eukaryota, Metazoa, Cnidaria, Anthozoa, Malacalcyonacea, Plexauridae. The record is from the annotation of a GenBank genome assembly.